Eremomyces bilateralis CBS 781.70 is the source of this 3425-nucleotide messenger RNA. RefSeq lists its product as uncharacterized. The record is from RefSeq and is a predicted model, not a curated record. Lineage: Eukaryota; Fungi; Ascomycota; Dothideomycetes; Eremomycetales; Eremomycetaceae. Gene Ontology annotation, biological process: regulation of DNA-templated transcription; DNA-templated transcription. The transcript has 6 exons. Gene Ontology annotation, molecular function: DNA binding; zinc ion binding; DNA-binding transcription factor activity, RNA polymerase II-specific. The coding region runs from base 271 to 3294 and encodes 1007 amino acids.
CCCGCAGGCCGCAGGGGCUAUUGCGAGCAAUGCGACAUGGAGGGGUUUACCUUAGGCUAACCUAGUCGCUUCAUCAGCCGGUACUACCUCCGGGCAACAGAUCGAAAACUUUGGACGGGUUCCUUCCAGUUGCAUGAACCCUUUUCUCCUUCUUUUCCGAAUCUUGUUUUCGUUGCACCCCUCAAUAACAUCUAUAUAUAAUAGCGUUGAUAUCGUUGUCGUCCUUCUGUCCUUUCAAUUUGAAGCAUCUUCAGCACCUGCGACCUGAACAUGCCCGGAGAAACAAAUGGGAACGAUAACCCUAGGGAGUACCCAGGCGAGUCAGAAGAGCAGAUUCAAAUAGACCUACAGUCAGAAGGGUUCAAACGGCAAAAGUCGAGGUAUAGGGCGUCCGUCGCAUGUGCUUCAUGUAGAGACAGGCGGAUACGAUGCGUGGUACCGCCUGGAAAGACAGUAUGCACUCAAUGCAAAAAGUCCGGUGCUGAAUGCAUCAUCAAGAAUGACGAUGAAAGAAGAAGACCUAUCUCGCGAGCUUAUAUGUGUUCCUUGACGGACCGAGUCGCUCUUUUGGAAAACCUGCUCCGGGAACACAACAUCGAACCUCCACCAGCUCAAUAUCCACCAAUGUCCAGACAUAUGAAAAAUGAGGGGAUAUCUCCGAGCCGGCAAAUCCCAGGAAAUUAUAUUCCAGGCUCUAGUCACGCACAACAAGAGUUCACACAUAUAUCCAUGGAGCAAUUCAAGCAGAAUCACGGCCAACAGAUUGGCUCCGAGUGGCAAUUGACUGGUGAUGCGGACCGCGCAUCAAGUUACCGAGGAGUGAGCUUAAAUAAGAGCAAGGGCGAAGGCAUGAUCCACCGACUCCUAGGGACCAGUGGACAUCUCUCGUUCGACCAACUUAACGAAAGGCUUCGGUACUACGGCCCUACGACCAUCCCGCACGUCCAUUCGGGAUUUGGCUCGUCCUUAGAAGACUCCGCGGGGUCGGCGGAGCAGGCUCGACGAGCAGAGCAGGUCAUCGAACGGCUGCCCGUUGAUACACAUGAUUACUUGAUCGGGCUCUUCUGGAAGUAUUAUAACAAUGUAGUCCACGUGAUUCAUCAAGACGCAUUCCUGGAAGAUCGAAACAGCGGGCGUACCCAGUUUUACAGCGGGUUCUUGCACAUAUGCAUUCUUGCAAUGGGCUUUCGAUUUGCCGACAAGACUCGUCCAGAUAUACAACGAAUCACACUACCACGGAAAGAGAGUACUCUGCAUCGGGAAGCGAAGUACAUACUCGAUUCGGAACUGGAGCGGCCAGGGGGGAUACCGACUGUCAUAGCACUACUUCUCGUAAGCGAUUUGGAGUGCGGUGUUGGACGGGAAAAUGUUGGCUGGCUUUAUACGGGGAUGGCUAUUCGGCAAGCUUUCGAUAUCGGUUUGCAUCUCGACAUUCGAUCAUCCGCCCUUUCCGAACGCGAAGUUGAGACCCGUCGGUUAGCAUUUUGGUCCUGUGUCAUCUACGAUAAACAUUGGGCGCUCUUCCUUGGCAGACCACCGUCGAUGAAACCAUCCGACCUAGAGAUCAACAACCUUUCAAGACAUUUCGAGCGACUAGGCACCUAUCGCCCGGCUGGACCUGGAAAGUCUUGGGAAACCCAGAUAUACGAGGCCAUUCUCGAUCUCCUGGAGCUGGCUGGCAAAAUCACGGAACACAUAGACUCGGAGUCCCCGAUCGAUGCGGAGAUAGCGCGGAAUUCCUAUCGUCGAAUCGCUGCUCUUGACCGAGAAUUUAACCGAUGGUAUGAGCGGUUGCCAGAGAUCUUGAAAUGGACUCAAGCGAACAUCGAUAGCGCGCCGUUCUCCUUCUUCGUACUCCAUCAGCAGUAUCACGCCUUGCUCAUCUGCCUUCAUCGGCCAUACGCUAUGUAUGCAGGCCCGAAUCCCAAUGAAAAUGAAAAUGGGACUGGAAACCAUGUAAGAAAUAGCGGAUUUGAGGGCCCUUGCUCAUCCUUGAGCCGCGACAUUUGCACCAAGCACGCUAUCAGGAUUGCGAAGAUCUUCUCGACACAUAGGCAGCGGUUUGAUAUAAAGCAGAUAUUUGUCACAGGAAUGCAGAAUGCUGUAUCCGCUGCCACCGCCUUAGUCGUCGAUCUCGCAUUCAUCAAAGAUUCUUCGGACCGCCAAGCCAAGAUGCAAUACCUCGACAUCCUCUACGGCGCCCUCCAAGAAAUGACUGUGACCUUCCAGCCUGCACAGCGCAUGUCGCUUGUCCUGCGCACUGUAAUGGAAGAGCUCCGUGGCGGGGAAUCACCAUUCAAUGGCAGCUUCGCAAAACCCAGCCUCAGCCUCGUCCCCACUCGACGGGGAAGCAUACCUCAUAACGAUUCUCAAGGGGAUGGCGCUGUCAAGCGGUCGAGAACAAAUGGCGGGUUCAAUCAACGCCAUAGCUCGAACACCGCCGCGCCAUGGAGCGCGCCAUUAAACUGGCAGACGGACCCGACUCUCGCGAACAUAACACCCCUCACCCAGGGAAGCUCCCACCUCCACCGCUUCCACCCGUCCCUCCUACCAAGUGAUGUCGGCCGAGAUCAACCAAAGGGCUUCGUCGUCACGCCGCGGAGCAACGCCACCUCAUGGAUCCACCCAACCAUGGCGAUAGAAGGUAUCCCAGUCCACCGCAACGUGGCCGACCCGAACCCCAUCCCGCUCAAUAACAUAGUCAGCGGCCCCUUUGGUAGCUUCGGCAUGGAGAGUAGGGGAGUGGAUAUCGCGGGUCUAGCGAGCGGGAAUUUCCCCGAAAUCACCCCUGUUGACCAGGGUGUGGAUUGUGAGAUGAUAGGGGAAAACAAGAUGUAUCCCACCGAGAGCGAUCUCGCAUGGGCAAGCGCGGAUAUCGAGAAUGGGAGCGUGGACCUCGCCAAGUUCGCGAGAAAGUAUUUCCUCGAAAUUACCCCCGUUGAUCAGGAGGUGGAUCAUGAGAUGACAGGUGAAGGGACACAGAUUCAGGCCGCCAGCAGCAAUCCCGCAUGGACGAGCGCGAACAUCGAGACUAACAGAGUAAAUCUCGCCAAGUUCGCGAGCAAGCAAUUCCCGGAGUUCGACUCGCUGCUUCAGGAGGCGCAUCCCGUAGAAACCGGGGAUGGAGAGGCCGACGGUGUUGGCGAACUGGAGCCGACGGGUCGAGAGGGCGAUGCGGAGAUGGGCGAGCCGGUGGAUUUCCGGACGUUAGGGACGUUGGGGACGUUGAGGGGAGAGGAGUGGAAAGAGUGGCAUAGAGUCGGGAUGGGGGGUGGUGGGGGGUUGAUUUGGUAGGAGACUCGAGAGGGGAUGUUCGAUCUUUGGUUGCUUGGCGUGCCUUAAGAGUAGACCUGAUAUAUGAUGGGGAUAGGCUUGGGAAAUUCAUUACGACAGAUACCACCUCCAUAUACCGAUCUCACGACAUC